Molecule: messenger RNA, 1734 nt
Organism: Scomber japonicus (chub mackerel)
Lineage: Eukaryota; Metazoa; Chordata; Actinopteri; Scombriformes; Scombridae
Product: riboflavin transporter 2-like
Exons: 4
Coding region: 162-1529 (455 amino acids)
Biological process (GO): riboflavin transport
Cellular component (GO): plasma membrane
Molecular function (GO): riboflavin transmembrane transporter activity
Source: RefSeq, a predicted model, not a curated record
CGCGCACUUGCAGCUGAUGUAACAUGAAAAAAGCCACAAUGACCACAAUGAAGUGAAGGUUUCUAAAAAGAGAGAGGGGAGAGGAGAGCAGUCUCUUCCUGUGUUCUGAACAAGAUCGUGUGCAUCCACAUUUCGUGAUUUGCAUCCUUCAAACCUCCAUCAUGUCGCUGUUGACUCACGUUUUGGCAUGUCUGUUUGGGAUGGGCUCUUGGGUGGCCAUCAACGGGAUGUGGGUGGAACUCCCCCUGAUCGUAUCUGGGAUCCCAGAGGGCUGGUACCUCCCCUCCUACCUCACAGUCCUCAUCCAGAUGGCCAACAUAGGUCCCCUCUUCAUCACCCUGAUGCACCACUUCCGCCCAGGGAAACUGGACGAGCGGCCGGUCAUCUACUCCAUUGUUGUGUUGGGGAUCAUCGCUACAUUCCUGCUGGCUUUCUUCUGGAAGCACACGGUGACAGUAGGAGGCUCACUGCAUAGUGUGCCACUGCUGGUGUUAAGCUUCCUGCUUUCAGUGGUAGACUGCACCUCCUCUGUCACCUUCCUGCCUUUCAUGAUGCGACUGCGUCCCCAGUACCUCACUACAUACUUUGCAGGUGAAGGACUCAGUGGUCUGGUGCCUGCACUGGUGGCUCUGAUUCAAGGUGUUGGUGUAGUACACUGUCAGAAUGCCACUUUGUCUGAUCCAUUAAAUAAAACACUUGAGAAUCCCAAUAUGGCUGGCGGUGCAGAGCUAGUAGCUGUCUACCAGCCAGCUAAAUUCUCUGCCCAGGUCUUCUUCCUGUUCCUCAGUGCUAUGAUGGUUGUGUGUCUGGUAGCAUUCAUCCUACUCAACUGUCACCCAGCUGUGGCUCGGGAGAGAAAAAAUGACCGGUAUUUCAAUGGUGAUAUGGCUUCGGAGAAGAGAGAGCAAGGUGUGUCUCUGCAUGCCCAUACACCAGAGCAGAAGCCUAUGAUCAGUCCCUUGGACAGGAGUGAACCUCGCAGCUCUUUUGGCACAGGGACAUUCAGCUACCUCGAGGUGGUGUUCAUCUUUGUUGUGUUGGCGUGGGUGAAUGCUCUGACCAAUGCAGUGCUGCCAUCAGUGCAGUCUUACUCCUGUCUGCCUUAUGGGAAUCAGGCCUACCACCUAGCUGCCACUAUGGGAGCCGUCGCCAACCCAGUGGCUUGCUUAAUCGCAAUGUUUAUACCAAUAAGGUCUCUCAUCUUCAUGGGUUUCUUGACCAUGGUUGGGACUGGAUUUGGAGCCUACAUCAUGGCCAUGGCUGCUAUGAGUCCCUGUCCCCUGCUGGUCCACAGCCCUACUGGAACCAUCAUCAUAGUGCUGACUUGGAUCCUGUUUGUCCUGUCCUUGUCCUAUGUGAAGGUCAUCAUUGGAGUGAUUCUGAGAGAUGAGGGCCGUAGUGCCCUUGUGUGGUGUGGAGCAGUAGUGCAGUUGGGCUCCAUGCUUGGUGCUCUAUCCAUGUUCCCAUUGGUCAGUGUCUAUGGACUUUUCAAGUCAGGUGAUGCUUGUAACACCAAGUGUCCAAUGUAGUGAGUAGAUAUAUUUGAGUGAAAAACACUGCUGUACUGAAACAUGAAUUGCACUUAUAUUUCUAGCACUGAACCUACUGCAGUCAUGAGCUUUACAUAUUCCAAAUGUUACAGAUAGAUCAUAGGUGUUUAUCUCCCAAAUGUAUACUACUUUGUAAUGUAUGCUUCUUUUAUGUUUCAUUGUUUCAUUAGUAUUAUUAUGUCUC